This is a messenger RNA of Eubalaena glacialis (North Atlantic right whale), 3583 nucleotides long. It is a transcript of the gene SATB1, whose product is annotated as SATB homeobox 1. The transcript has 11 exons. Gene Ontology annotation, molecular function: DNA-binding transcription factor activity, RNA polymerase II-specific; RNA polymerase II cis-regulatory region sequence-specific DNA binding. Lineage: Eukaryota; Metazoa; Chordata; Mammalia; Artiodactyla; Balaenidae. The record is from RefSeq and is a predicted model, not a curated record. Gene Ontology annotation, biological process: regulation of transcription by RNA polymerase II; chromatin remodeling. The coding region runs from base 721 to 2997 and encodes 758 amino acids.
GGCGAGCCGGCCUUCCCCUCCCUGCGUUCUCCGGGGUGCCUGGAGAAUAAGAUUACAAGUGACAGCCAGAAGUAGACUUUCUGUCCUCACACCGAAGAACCCCAGCGAGCAGGAGGGAGGGAGGGAAGCGAGGGGAACCUUUCUUGCCUUUCUGGAGACCUUGUCCGCAGUGAUUUUUUUUUUUUUUUUUUUUUUUCCUUUUUAAGAGAAUCCUCAGUCACCACCUCGCCUCCCCAGCACCGCCACAGUGUACUGCUCUUAACGGGUUUUGCUUUGUUUUUACGAUUCUCCCCCCCCCCCCCGAACGAAUCACUUGUCAGAUCAAUUUUAUCUUCUCUCUCCUCCCACUCUCCCCUCCUCCCCCAUCGAAAACCCCGUUCUCUGAGGUUAGACAUUUUACAAACCAUAUAUGUUGUUUUUCGAAUUGCGAUUUUUUUUUUUUAACCCCUCUCUCCCAUGGCUACUCUUCCAGACGUUUAUCGGCCCUUCCCCCGCUUAGGGGGGCGGGGGUAAGGGAAGAGAAAAUAAUACAAUUUCAGGGGAAGUCGCCUUCAGGUCUGCUGCUUUUUUUUUUUUUUAAUUAAAAAAAAAAAAAAAAGGACGUAGAAAACAUCAUUCUUGAACUUCUCUUCAAGAACCCGGGCUGCAAAGGAAACCUUUGUUUUUGUUAUUUAUAUGCUGUCAAGUUUUGAAGUGGUGAUCUUUAGAGAGUAACUGAGUAUGGAUCAUUUGAACGAAGCAACUCAGGGGAAAGAACAUUCAGAAAUGUCUAACAAUGUGAGUGAUCCGAAGGGUCCACCAGCCAAGAUUGCCCGCCUGGAGCAGAACGGGAGCCCGCUAGGAAGAGGAAGGCUUGGGAGCACAGGUGCAAAAAUGCAGGGAGUGCCUUUAAAACACUCGAGUCAUCUGAUGAAAAGCAACCUUAGGAAAGGAACCAUGCUACCGGUUUUCUGCGUGGUGGAACAUUAUGAAAAUGCCAUUGAGUACGAUUGCAAGGAGGAGCAUGCAGAAUUUGUGUUGGUGAGGAAGGAUAUGCUUUUCAACCAGCUGAUUGAAAUGGCCUUGCUGUCUCUGGGUUAUUCACAUAGCUCUGCUGCCCAGGCCAAAGGGCUAAUCCAGGUUGGAAAGUGGAAUCCAGUCCCACUGUCUUAUGUGACUGAUGCCCCUGAUGCUACGGUAGCAGAUAUGCUUCAAGACGUGUAUCAUGUGGUCACAUUGAAAAUUCAGUUACACAGUUGCCCCAAACUAGAAGACCUGCCUCCGGAACAGUGGUCCCACACCACCGUCAGGAACGCGCUGAAGGACUUACUGAAGGAUAUGAAUCAGAGUUCCUUGGCCAAGGAGUGCCCCCUCUCACAGAGUAUGAUUUCUUCCAUUGUGAACAGCACUUACUAUGCAAAUGUCUCAGCAGCAAAAUGUCAAGAAUUUGGAAGGUGGUACAAACAUUUCAAGAAGACAAAAGAUAUGAUGGUGGAAAUGGAUAGUCUCUCUGAACUAUCCCAGCAAGGUGCCAACCACGUCAACUUUGGCCAGCAGCCGGUCCCAGGGAACACCGCGGAGCAGCCCCCGUCCCCCGCGCAGCUCUCCCAUGGCAGCCAGCCCUCUGUCCGGACCCCUCUUCCCAACCUGCACCCUGGGCUCGUGUCAACGCCCAUCAGUCCUCAGUUGGUCAACCAGCAGCUGGUGAUGGCUCAGCUGCUGAACCAGCAGUAUGCAGUGAACAGACUUCUAGCCCAGCAAUCCUUAAACCAACAGUACUUGAACCACCCUCCCCCUGUCAGUAGAUCUAUGAAUAAGCCUUUGGAGCAACAGGUUUCCACCAACACAGAGGUGUCUUCCGAAAUCUACCAGUGGGUACGUGACGAACUGAAACGGGCAGGAAUCUCCCAGGCAGUAUUUGCACGUGUGGCUUUUAACAGAACUCAGGGCUUGCUUUCAGAAAUCCUACGAAAGGAAGAGGACCCCAAGACUGCAUCCCAGUCUUUGCUGGUAAACCUUCGGGCUAUGCAGAAUUUCUUGCAGUUACCGGAAGCUGAGAGAGAUCGAAUUUACCAGGAUGAAAGGGAAAGGAGCUUGAAUGCAGCCUCAGCGAUGGGCCCUGCCCCCCUGAUAAGCACACCGCCCAGCCGCCCUCCCCAGGUGAAAACAGCUACCAUUGCCACUGAGAGGAAUGGGAAACCAGAGAACAAUACCAUGAACAUUAAUGCUUCCAUUUACGACGAGAUUCAGCAGGAAAUGAAGCGCGCUAAAGUUUCCCAAGCUCUGUUUGCAAAGGUGGCAGCAACCAAAAGCCAGGGGUGGCUGUGUGAGCUAUUACGCUGGAAAGAAGAUCCUUCUCCAGAAAACAGGACCCUGUGGGAGAACCUCUCCAUGAUCCGAAGGUUCCUCAGUCUCCCUCAGCCUGAACGCGAUGCCAUUUAUGAACAGGAGAGCAACGCGGUGCAUCACCAUGGCGACCGGCCGCCCCACAUCAUCCAUGUGCCCGCAGAGCAGAUUCAGCAGCCGCAGGCGCAGCCGCAGCCGGCGCCGCCCCCCGCGCAGGCGCAGGUGCAGCAGCCUCCGGCCGGGCCCCGGCUACCCCCGCGGCAGCCCACCGUGGCCGCGCCCGCCGAGGCGGAGGACGAAAGCCGGCCGAAGGCACGGCCGCGGACCAAGAUCUCGGUGGAGGCGCUGGGCAUCCUACAGAGUUUCAUCCAGGACGUGGGCCUGUACCCGGACGAGGAGGCCAUCCAGACGCUGUCCGCUCAGCUGGACCUGCCCAAGUACACCAUCAUCAAGUUCUUUCAGAACCAGCGGUACUAUCUCAAACAUCACGGCAAGCUGAAGGACAACUCGGGCCUGGAGGUGGACGUGGCCGAGUACAAGGAAGAGGAGUUGCUUAAGGAUUUGGAGGAGAGUGUCCAAGACAAAAAUGCUAACACCCUUUUCUCCGUGAAACUAGAAGACGAGCUGGCGGUGGAAGGGAACACAGACAUUAACGCCGACGUCAAAGACUGAGAUGAAAGUCUUCUUUUCCUCCAUCAGCACCAGUGAAAUUGACUAACGACGCGGAAGGUCCACCCCUGUACUCGCUCAGCAAACCUUGUUGUCCAUUGUUUGGCCAAUGAAUCUUCAGAAACUUGCACAAACAGGAAAGUCGAGAAAGGAUGAUACAGACUGCACUAAGCGUUUUGCUCUCUUUUACAAACUGCUUGGCAGCCCCAGGUGAAGCAUCGGAUUGUUUGGUAUUAAAAAUGAAAAUUUGUGUUCACGAAACACACCCAGGUGUGUACCCCGUAAGCAUGAUACCAGUGAUUUUGUUUUUUUUAAUUAUUAUUCUGGAGCCUCAAACAAGCAUUAUAACUUCUGUGAUUAUUAUUUCCUUCCUUUAAUUAUUUCUGUAACACUUCACACUGAUCUUUGGAAACUCACCCCUUGUUUUAAAAAAAAAAAGAAAAAAAGAGUUUGUUACUCUAUUGUAUGUUACAAAAGAACUAUAGACUGUGGAAUGCAGUUUAAAGAUGACAUAUGCCAACAAAUGCCUUGUAUUAUAUGGCACUGCCGUAAUUCAAAUUUGUUUUUAUUUUGGAAAUAAAAGUUCACU